Messenger RNA from Penaeus monodon (black tiger shrimp), 2384 nucleotides. It is a transcript of the gene AP-1sigma, whose product is annotated as AP-1 complex subunit sigma-2-like. Gene Ontology annotation, cellular component: membrane coat; intracellular membrane-bounded organelle; AP-1 adaptor complex. Gene Ontology annotation, biological process: vesicle-mediated transport; intracellular protein transport. Gene Ontology annotation, molecular function: clathrin-cargo adaptor activity. Lineage: Eukaryota; Metazoa; Arthropoda; Malacostraca; Decapoda; Penaeidae. The record is from RefSeq and is a predicted model, not a curated record.
GUGCUUCCGCGAACGCCUCUGGAGUCCGACGUCCGCUCCGCCCGACACUAUUUACGUGGCAGGAGACUCGCCUUAAAAUUUCCUUUUUUAUUUUUUUUUCUCCUCUUCUCCAAACUGCCUUUGUCGCGUCGAGGGUGUGGAAGAGGGCUUUGGAUGGUCAGCAGGGAUUAGAGAUUAAGAUCUCCAUAUCAGAUGAUGCUGUGACCUCUCUUCUUAGCACUGAGGCAAUGAUGCAGUUUAUGCUAUUAUUCAGCCGUCAAGGCAAGCUGCGCCUUCAGAAAUGGUACGAGGCUCACCCAGACAAAGUGAAGAAGAAGAUCACGAGAGAACUCAUCUCUACCAUCCUUGCCAGAAAACCUAAGAUGUCCUCGUUCUUGGAGUGGAAGGACCUGAAAAUUGUUUAUAAGAGAUAUGCAUCCUUAUACUUUUGCUGUGCCAUAGAGCAGGAAGACAAUGAACUCUUGACAUUAGAGAUAAUUCAUCGCUAUGUUGAACUCCUCGACAAGUACUUCGGAAGUGUGUGCGAACUCGACAUCAUCUUCAACUUUGAGAAGGCGUACUUCAUGUUAGAUGAACUGAUGGUGGGAGGUGAAGUUUGUGAGACCAGUAAGAAAAAUGUGCUCAAGGCAAUUGCGGCUCAGGACCUUCUGCAGGAGGACGAGGCUGUGGAAGGAGCCCUCCGCGAGAUUGGGCUGUACUAGCUUGUCCAGAGUGAUACUCCUGCAACUUUCCCUUUUCCCUCAUCCCCAUUCAUGUGUCCACCCAUGCAACCCAUUUAAGAUAUAAAGACUCUAGUACUGAAUUUAACCACCAGUGUCAUAUGUUCAUGGUGAUGCUGUUUUUUUGUUUUGUUUUUUUUCCUUUCUAUCUAUCAUUUUAGUGAACAGAGGGCAGGUUGUGAAUCUUCAUCAUGACAAAGAUGCGAAUUAGUGACUAGUAAUGAGCUUUUGAUAGUGUUGAGGGUAAUGUUUUCAGUAUUGUAAAGCUUACUUAUCCACAGUAGUGGAAAUGAAGUAUUUUUGUUGGAUGUAAUGAACCAUCAUUAUAACAAAUGGGAUCAAUUUGAACCUAUAUUUUGAAAAAGACUAUUCCCAGAGAUCCACAGUAGCACUUAUGUAGGUGAUGGCCACAAUCGUUAUAUCCAUGGUCACUUUUCUCCUUGUUUUGUGUAAAUGGGUGUGACUAUAUGUAAGGAUGUUAGUAUGAGUGUUGUAUGCCACUGCCCCAGGUCAUGAUAUUUAGGACUUCAGUUUUAACUGAGCCGUGUUUCAGUGUCCCAAUAAGUUUAUAUUAUUUUGGUGCUACUUUGUUGUUGUCAUGUUAUAUCAUUAUCAAUUUGAUACAGCUUCUAAGAGCUCUACAGAAAAAAUGUAAUUCCCCUUGUUUUGACUUAUUUUUCUGCUUUAGGCUCAAGUCUGAAUUGAGUUUGUGUCUCAUUCUUUGGUCAGUACAAAUGGUACACAAGAUGUUCAAAGGUAUUAUUGAUUUAGUUCCCCUUAUUGUUCAAAAAGAAUUUUGCCUUGUUCUUGUUUAUAGGUGUUGCUCUCAUGGGUUUUUUUGAAGUGUGGAAAAUAACAAGAUGUGAAUUGGAGUUCUGAACUUGAAACGGUGAAAGAAAUUUAGGCACACAAAGUUUGAUUCUUUGACAAUGUUACGAUGGCAAUGGUGGCAUCGUUCAUUGGCCUUGUAUAGAUUAUGGUACGUUGAAAAAGCAAGAUGAAGGGAAGCGUUGUAUAAGCAUAAAAAAUGUAUAUUAUAUAUAUUAAAUCUUUUGUAGAAAAUUUUGAAAUUUUUUUAGUGCAAUAGAAGAAAAUAGAGGAAGGUUAUUGGUUAAGCCAUAGAUCAAAGGGUAUUGUUCUCCAGUUAGUUUAUUUAGAGAUGUUCAAAAGGCAAAUUAAAUUAUAUCCAUAGAUAAAUAAUACAAAAGGUGCACAGGGAACAGAUAUAAUAUGCAUAUUACUUUAAUAUAAGGCUAAGCACACUAACACCAAUCUUGUGACAUAUAGGGUGUAAAUCUGUAAGGGUAAAGGCAGCUCCUUUGAGAUGUUGUAGUUAGCCGCUGUUUUAGCAAAUGCUAGUGAGAGGUGACUUGGCUAUUUCAUAGAACAGUGAAAACACCGGUGAGGGUACAAGCCUCUAGGCUAAUGAUUAUAGAUGCUCGUUUUGUAGCUUACUUGAAGUUCUUAUUUUGAUUGUAACAAUUAUUUCUCAUUAUUGUUAUUAAUUUUGGGAUGUUGGAUAUUAUUAUUUUUCAUAUUUUUUUGGGGUAAUCAUGUUUUUGUCCCCUGUUUCAGAAAUAGGUUGUGUGUAUAUAUAUAUAUUAUAUGUUGUUUAAACCAUUUGCUCUUGCAGUGAAAACUACAUUUCAGAUCAUUUUGUCGUGA